Messenger RNA from Fusarium subglutinans, 2037 nucleotides. RefSeq lists its product as uncharacterized. The coding region runs from base 1 to 2037 and encodes 678 amino acids. The transcript has 8 exons. Gene Ontology annotation, molecular function: guanyl-nucleotide exchange factor activity. The record is from RefSeq and is a predicted model, not a curated record. NCBI's taxonomy places the organism in Eukaryota, Fungi, Ascomycota, Sordariomycetes, Hypocreales, Nectriaceae.
AUGUCAAGCUUCGGAGGCCCUUCUCUAGAUACUGGGUGGGAAAAUAUCGAGUGCAGUGGAACUUAUCAGCGAUCAAUUCGCCGCAGACUCAGUCGCCGGCUCUCGUCUUCUGGAUCUUCGCUGGGUUUCAUCGAAGCAGUCCAAAGUGCUAGUAUCAGCAUUGCUAGUGCCAGUGCCAUCUCGCGCUCGCACCGGCAUCAUCGCCUUUCACAUUGCCGGUCGCGGACUGAGCGAAGCAGUCGAGCUUCUCUGUCUGCCCCAAGGUUUUCCGAGGACAGUAUUCCAUUCGAAAAGGUCAGCAUUGAUGUUGCUGCCGUCCAGCGUUCUCUUCGGCGCCGGCAGAUCAUCGAGGAGCUCAUCAAUACGGAGGAGAGUUAUAUCGGUGACAUUCGUUUCCUUAUUCAUACCUACAUCAACCUGCUCGCUGCUCUCCCAACUUUACCUGAGCGGCUACGCUCGUCCAUCAACCAUAAUCUCGAUCAAAUCCUUCAGCUCCAUGAAGAAAUACUCGGCGAACUACAUAGGGUAGUUCCGGAUUCUGAGUACAGCCAAGCUGAUCAUCUUAUCGUAUCCUCCUCGAAAUCAAAUAACCCCAAAACUGGACAUCGCCGAUGGUCAAGUUUAGAUAUGGUCUCAGGAGAACAAGGCAGCCUCCAGUUGCUAGAAAAGGAGCCUGGCGUGUUGUCUGAGCCUCAAGUAGCAGCAGAUGCGGCUAAGAUUUUCAGUAAGAGGAUGCAUCGGUUCUUCAUGUAUCAAGAAUAUGGUGCGAAGUAUGAGAUGAUGAUCAAAGACGCCACUUCAGCUCUAGAAAAUCUCCCCGAAUGGGAGUUACAUCAGAAAGGGCUUGAGGCUUUCGCGUUCACCAUGGAGCCAUCACCAUCGUCCGAUAGCAGAAAGGCUCUAACCAUAGAUGUCCUCUGUCUGGCAUCUGGGGGAAAGUUUGAUCCUAUCUACACGAUUCUGGCCUGUAUCGAUGUUCAUUGUUCAGCUGUUGAAGAUGCUGACAAUGGGCGCGGCUUGCAAUGCCACCUAGCUCCCUUCUCUUGGAAGCUUGUUUUCGAGAGCGAUCAUCAGCUUUACGAGGUGCAACCACUGUGUCUAGAGCCAGUUAGUAGAUCUCCUGGUCUUCAAAUAUUUCUCUCCCUUGACAUUGAAAGUCUGGGCACUGUGUUUGGACGACCUGGAAGUAUCGCGAGGAGUCUGUCGACGCACCAGGCAUCUGUGGGAGUCUACGAGUCGUCCCUGUGCCAUGUCAUUCUCAAGAAUACAAGUACCAUGAAAUCUAGUAGUGGUAUCAACUCUGGAUCCGGCCUCCAUCGUUCACAGUCUUUGUUGUCAACAAAAGUUAGAACGCCAGUUCUGGUACCAUCUCGAAGUGAAAGAGCGCGGCUGGAGGUACUUCUCUCAGACGUCUGGAGCCAAGAUGUUCUUCCCCUUCCUAGCAUGACGAACAUUGCGCGGAAUGAGCAGAUGAUCAGGCGGUCAGCAUCAACCGUGAUGAGAAAGUUGAGUGUAUCCAGCAUGACGAAGAGGUCAGGAAGCUUGUCACGCAGAAUGAUCGAGGACCCAUCGAGUGAAGACCAGACCCGUCAGGCGAGUUUUUCAAGCGAUAGUGGCUUUGACAUCUUUGACAAGGCUGGUCGUGAGGAGAGCUCACACUCCUAUACAAGUAAAGGGUCAGCGCUCCCAGAGACUCGAGAGCUAAGUGAGGAGGAUGAUCAUGUAUCGGACAUGUCUCCGAGGCUGGAGCUCACUCAGAUAUCUGAACUCGAACCUCUCAAUUUGAUUGAGAUUAUUUCAGACAAGCAGCUGCAAAGUGAGGCAGAAAAUACAUCAGCUCUACAAGACUGUAUGACAAACAGACUCCAAAACAAUUCCCCACAAAAUGAUUCCAGAAUCGCAACGCACUCUGUUGCGAAGGAGACCCUGUCUCGCUUGGCCGGUGCUACCGCCGUGAGCACAGAUAUUCCAUGGGUGAAGGAGAAAGGCUCGAAAAACGAAAAGAAGUGCACAGGCAUUCGCAGAUUCUUUCGAUAA